Acytostelium subglobosum LB1 is the source of this 756-nucleotide messenger RNA. RefSeq lists its product as hypothetical. The transcript has 4 exons. The record is from RefSeq and is a predicted model, not a curated record. Bases 1 to 756 code for a protein of 251 amino acids. Lineage: Eukaryota; Evosea; Eumycetozoa; Acytosteliales; Acytosteliaceae.
AUGGCCGCUGUAAACCCUCCAGUUCAAAUACCAAUGAAUGUAACAGUCACUGGACUGUACCCUGUAGAUAAAAAGAAUGGUUACUUGAAGAAGUUAGGAGGCAAAGGAAUAAGUAAGAACUGGAGAAGAAGAUACUUUGUAUUGACCGAGAGUGGUAUCCUGUAUUAUUUUAAACAAAGAAAUAGUACUGAACCAGUUGGAGCAGUAGACCUAUCUCAAUAUACUAAAUGUUUCAAGGACAACACAAAGAAGAACUACUUCUUCUUGAACAACGAGAAUGAUUCAAGCCAGAGAGUGUUUCACUUGAUUGCAGACUCACCAGAGGAGAUGGACGAGUGGAUUAGAUGCAUUAGUACCUUCUUCGAAGGUGAUAUAUCCGACUUUAAGAGUCAGAUGAUGGGUCUCAAGCAGCAAAAGACCGACUCGAAGCUUAAUCUGUCCAAGGGUAGUGGCGGCGCGCCCUCCUCCGAGGAGCAGCUCAACCCGCUGGACAAGUUCCAGCUGGUGUUCAAGGGCGAGCGUGUGUCACUGCUGCUGCAGUCUGAGGUGCCCAACGGCGGGUCGCCUUCGUCGACGCGUGAGCAGUCGCCCAACGCCUCGCCCAAGGUUGCCGUCAAGAACCCGCCUCCCAUACCAGCACGCAAGCCAACUCUCCAGAACAUCGAUGAGUCCAAGGAGAUCCUCCAACAACUACAGGCCACUCAAAUAGCGGAUAAUUCAUUUGAUAAUGAUGAUGACGAUGACGAAGAUAACUAA